AUGCAGUCACUUAACGUCAUCGCCCAACUCAACGCCAAACUGGGGCCGUUCCCAUUCAGCGCCGAACUGGGGCCGCUCCCACUCAGCGCCGAACUGGAGCCGUGCCCACUCAACGCCGAACUGGGGCCGUACCCACUCAACGCCGAACUGGGGCCGCUCCCACUCAGCGCCGAACCGGAGCCGUGCCCACUCAACGCCGAACUGGGACCGUACCCAGUCAACGCCGAACUGGGGCUGCGCCCACUCAACGCCGAACCGGGGCCGUACCCAGUCAACGCCGGACUGGGGCCGUACCCACUCAUCGCCGAACUGGGGUCGUACCUACUCAACGCCGAACUGGGGUCGUACCCACUCAACGCCGAACUGGGGCCGUACCCAGUCAACGCCGAACUGGGGCCGUACCCAGUCAACGCCGAACUGGGGCCGUACCCAGUCAACGCCGAACUGGAGCCGUACCCAGUCAACGCCCGCAAUGGCAGGGCGCUACAGCGAUGGUAA
Molecule: messenger RNA, 498 nt
Organism: Pollicipes pollicipes
Lineage: Eukaryota; Metazoa; Arthropoda; Thecostraca; Pollicipedomorpha; Pollicipedidae
Product: histone-lysine N-methyltransferase 2D-like
Exons: 3
Coding region: 1-498 (165 amino acids)
Source: RefSeq, a predicted model, not a curated record